ACUCCGGUGUUCCCGAUGGGACCGAAGCUCCCGGUCCGCCAAGGCAGGACAGCGGCUCUCGGCAUCACCAAGCGGGACUACCGCACCCAGCACACCCCGGGAGGAACUGCAGUUCCCAGCAUACUCCGGGCGGGACUACAGUUCCCAGCAUACCCCGGGGCUCGCCCCGGCGCGGGACAGCCGGUCCCGAUGGCGGCGGCUGCGGUCUAUGUGUACAGCUCGGAGUACGUGGCCCUCUGCGACUCCCUCUGCAAAGUGCCCAAGAGGGCCAGUAUGGUGCAUUCGUUGAUCGAAGCGUAUUCCUUACUUGACCACAUGAAGAUAGUCAAGCCAAAAGUGGCCUCCAUGGAGGAGAUGGCAACUUUCCACACGGAUGCCUACCUGCAGCACCUGCAGAAGGUCAGCGAGGAGGGGGAUGAUGACCAUCCGGAGUCCGUGGAGUAUGGACUGGGUUAUGACUGUCCGGCUACUGAAGGGAUCUUUGAGUAUGCCGCAGCCGUGGGAGGAGCCACUAUCACUGCAGCCCAGUGCCUGCUGGACGGCAAGUGCAAGGUAGCGAUUAACUGGCCUGGAGGGUGGCAUCAUGCAAAGAAAGAUGAAGCUUCUGGCUUCUGUUACCUGAACGAUGCAGUCUUGGGGAUCCUGCGGCUGCGCCAGAAAUUUGACCGUGUCCUUUAUAUCGAUUUGGAUUUGCACCAUGGGGAUGGCGUUGAAGAUGCCUUUAGUUUCACCUCGAAAGUCAUGACGGUUUCUCUGCAUAAGUUUUCACCAGGAUUUUUCCCAGGCACCGGGGAUGUGACAGAUGUUGGCCUGGGCAAAGGUCGCUAUUAUAGUGUGAACGUACCUAUCCAAGAUGGCAUUCAGGAUGAGAAAUAUUACCAGAUCUGUGAAACCGUGCUGAAGGAGGUGUAUGCUGCCUUCAACCCAGACGCGGUUGUGCUGCAGCUGGGGGCAGACACCAUCGCUGGAGAUCCCAUGUGCUCUUUCAACAUGACGCCUGAGGGAGUGGGCAGGUGCCUGAAGUAUGUCCUGCAGUGGCAGCUAGCAACUCUCAUCCUGGGAGGAGGAGGCUACAACCUUGCCAACACAGCUCGCUGCUGGGCAUACUUGACUGGGGUCAUCCUUGGGAGAACGCUGUCUUCCGAGAUCCCUGAUCACGAGUUCUUCACAGAGUACGGCCCUGAUUAUGUGCUGGAAAUCACUCCAAGCUGCAGACCAGACCGCAAUGAGCCACAGAGAAUUCAAGAAAUUCUAAACUCUAUCAAAGGGAAUCUAAAGCACGUUGUUUAGCGGAGAAGGAAGGCUCAGAUUUCCACCAAAGCACUUCCCGUGGUGAGGACAGCGUGUUCAUGUGAGCAGCUGGUGAAAUGUGUGGCUGCCGGGGAAAUUUGGAAGAAAUUAAUGUUGGUUGGUUGACUUUUUUUUUUUUUCCUCUCUAAAGAAGAAAAGCUGCUGCAUGCCACGAGUUCCGUGGCUCUCCCCAGGCCAGGAGCGUGGGCCCUCCAGCCACAGCUUUCCAGUGCCAGCAGAGCCUUCCUGGUUACUCUUUCCUUUUUUAACACCAUAGAGUUUAUUCUCACAACUGAUUUUAAAUAGUUUUUAAGAGAGGGGUUUCUCAGAGCAGUGAACCCUCCCCAUCCUGAAUCCAAUGCCACGUUGCCUUCCCGGCAGGAGCAUGGCCUCUGAGCUGCCGACGCAGGGAGUGGUGCUGAGUGCCAUCCAGGACCCAGGGCCCAGACUGUGCCUGUUGGCCACAGAAAGGCCCGGCUGUUGUGGUUUUAACUGGGAAUUUUUUUACAAUAAAAUAUUUGGAAUACUCCUCCAGCCCUUUCCUUUCUUCUUGCCUUGCUUGUGCCCUUUUCCACAGCACUGCGUGUGUUCAGCAGAGGUCUGGCCAACGCUAGGAAGUGAAGGUCUGUGGUUGCAAUUGUGACUGUCCCUUCCAGCGCCAUCACAUGAGGUAGGGCAGACCACCAGGGUGAGGGGUGAGCUCCUGAAAUCCUGCGCAGGGGAGCCAGACCUUGAGUGUCAAGGGAGAUGCAGGGCAGGGUGUCAUCUCCUGUCCCAGGAGAUGAACCAACCUCUAGAUGCCACAGUGCCCCAUGAGAGCUGCUGCUCAGCAUUCUGGGGAGGGGACAGGUACAGAGAUGUCUGAGGCAGAUCCUUCCCAGUGCCUUGGGCCGUGGAGCCUGGUCUCUGCUGCUUUUGGCCCCUCUUUCCCCUGGCCCAUGGAGGUUUUAUUUGUGCUGCUUCUUUUUAAAGAUGUCCAGUCGCGGUGGGAAAGCAUCUUUCCUGUUGCUUUAAUUAUGCUGGAAUAAAUAACAAGGUGAAGGGACCCGCAGCAUGGCUUGGCUUUGUUUCAAUCUCUUCUUUUUCACUGCCAAUCCAAAUAAGAGGAAAUCCAGCAUAGAGGGAGUUCAGCUGGACUUGGCUCCUGUGUCAUAGAAUCAUGGAAUCAUUAAGGUUGGAAAAGACCUCUCAGCUCAUCCAGUCCAACCAUCAUCCCAACACCACCGUGCCAACUAAAUCAUGUCCCAAAAUGCCACACCUACAUGAGUCUUUGAACACCUCCAGGGAUGGUCCCUGUGCAGUGACUUCCCCCUUUCCCUCCCGGGGUUGGCUGUGCUGGGGUGAGAAGAGCCCAGCUGUGUGCAGCAAGUGCGAACAGGAGGCUGGUGUUGCCACCAGCACAGCAAAGGCUCUGGGUGCCCCGGGGGGGUGUCGAACCCGGGGAUUGUUCAGCCAGAAGUGGGGUAUGGGAUAGCAGAGAAGCUGUUCAGCUGCCCCCUCCAGCCUUCCUUUUUCCAG
Molecule: messenger RNA, 2808 nt
Organism: Cuculus canorus (common cuckoo)
Lineage: Eukaryota; Metazoa; Chordata; Aves; Cuculiformes; Cuculidae
Gene: HDAC8
Product: histone deacetylase 8
Exons: 11
Coding region: 16-1290 (424 amino acids)
Molecular function (GO): histone deacetylase activity
Source: RefSeq, a predicted model, not a curated record